Messenger RNA from Didymodactylos carnosus, 1369 nucleotides. Lineage: Eukaryota; Metazoa; Rotifera; Eurotatoria; Philodinida; Philodinidae. The record is from the annotation of a GenBank genome assembly.
AUGCCUUUCAAAGGUCUAUCGCAAGUUCCAACAGUUGUUAAUGUUUUAGAACUAUCAACACGUGAAUUACAAAAAGUUGAAUUAAAUGUCUUCAUUUACGAUGAAGAAACAUAUUCUAAACAUAGAUAUUAUAAUGUUAAUGAUGUGCUGGCACAUAUUGAAGCUAAUGAUACAAAAUGUAUUUGGUUAGAAGUCAAUGGAGCAAUUCAACAUCGAGAUGACGUUUUGACUCAACUAGCAUUACAUUUUAAUUUACAUCUAUUGACAGUCGAAGAUAUUCAAACGACUCAACAACGAAUGAAAUUAGACAUAUUUGAUGAUGGAAUUUAUUUAUUAAUGAAAAUGAUUUAUGUAGAACAUGAACAUAAGACCAAUAUUCUAGAAAAACACAUUAGCAUUUAUUUGAAAGACAAUCUUCUAUUGACAUUCCAAGAAGAACAUAAUCAAUUAUUUUCUCAAAUCAAACAGCGAAUAGCAAAUAGUCGAGGACGAAUUAAAAAAUUGAGAACAGAUUAUUUAUUCUAUUGCUUAGUUGAUACAAUUAUCGAAAAUUAUAUGAUUGUUCUUGGAACUAUAAGUAUCACAAUUGAAGAUAUUGACGCGGAAUUAAUGAAAAUGAGCACAUUAAAAUUAGACACAUUGAGGUUGAUCUAUUUCAUUAAACAUGACAUGCUUCAUUUUCGAGUAUUAUGUUCACCAUUGAAAGAAAUUAUUAUCAAACUACAAAAAACACAAGAUAGGCUACCAAGACGAGAUCUAUUUGUCGCUAUGAGACAAGGACGAAAACGAAAGAAGCGACGAUUAACAAGACGAGCAACAAUCAUCAUUACACCGCCGGUUACUAAUAAUAACUAUAAUUCUUUCAAUUUAAUAUCAGCCAGAAGAUCUCGCAGGCAUUCAUUAUCUCCUGUUGGUCAUAGACGCACGAGUGAGUCUGAUACUCCAAUAUUGAAUGAAUACAUAUUCAUGUACUUCAGAGAUUUACACGAUCACAUAAUACAAGUAAAUGAGACAAUUGAGACUUAUAGUGAAAUGGUGGAUUCACUCAUUCAAUUUUACAUGGUUUUACAUAAUAAUGCGAUAAAUAAGAAAAUGAAAUUAUUGUCUGCGAUCUCGGUCUUUUUCAUGCCGCUAUUAUUUCUCAUCGGAUUAAGCUCGAUGAAUUUCGCUUAUAUGCCACAACUGGACGUCCAUUCGGGACAUUUUAUUAAUUUAGGACUUUUAGCGAUUCUCGCUAUCAUCAUGAUUAUUUGGUAUAAGGUUAAAAAAUAGUGGUAACAAGAUAUUUUAGGAAUAGUGAAGGCAUGUGCUUACCUAAUUCAUAUACCGUUUCAAUUGCUGUGUUUUACAGUGACACCUUGUAACCAGA